UAUUAUGAAAAGUCCCGGAAGUGCUGUUUUGAUUGCGUCAUAAAGAAGCGCCGCUGCUGGUGUUGUUUUGAUGUUCGGCGGAAGACGCUAACUUCGGGUUUUAAUAACAUUUUGGUCGUUACGCUGGGGGUCAAAGAUGGGGAAAUCUUUUGCUAAUUUCAUGUGCAAGAAAGAUUUUCAUCCUGCUUCAAAGUCCAACAUAAAGAAGGUAUGGAUCGCAGAGCAAAAGUUAACCUUCGAGAAGAAGCAGCAGGAAGAGCUGAUGCAGGCUUACCUGAAGGAGCAGGACACGUACAACAACAGACUGCUGAUGGGAGAUGAUCGUGUGAAAAAUGGCCUUAAUUUCAUGUAUGAAGCACCUCCUGGAGCAUCUAAAGAGGAGGCUAAAGAGGGAGGAGAGUCUGAGUACAAGUUUGAGUGGCAGAAAGUAGCUCCUCGUGAAAAGUAUGCAAAGGAUGACAUGAAUAUUCGAGAUCAGCCUUUUGGCAUUCAGGUGCGUAAUGUGCGCUGCAUUAAGUGUCAUAAAUGGGGUCACGUGAACACGGAUCGUGAGUGUCCUCUCUUUGGUCUGUCGGGGAUCAACGCCAGCUCUAUGGCCAGUGAUGAAGCAGGUCCGUCAAUGCACCCCUCCGAGUUAAUGGCAGAGAUGCGAAACAGUGGCUUUGCGCUGAAGAAAUGUGUCCUUGGGAGGGACACGACCAUGAGUGAUCCAGCACAGGAGUUUGUGGCUAGCGAGGAAGAAGACGACCCUGAGGUGGAGUUUCUGAAAUCUCUGUCUACCAAACAGAAACAGAAACUGCUUAGAAAACUUGACCGUCUUGAAAAGAAAAAGGAGAAGAAGAAGAAGAGCAAAAAGGAGAAAAAGAAGAGCAAAAAGAAGCAGAAAAAGAAGCAAGCCAAGAGUGAGAGUUCAUCCAGCAGCUCAUCAGACAGCAGUGACAGCAGCAGCGACUCUGACGAUGACAAACACUCCGGAAAGAAAGCCAAGAAGAAGAGGAAGAGAAGGAGGGACUCGUCCAGCGACAGCAGCUCUGACAGGGAGCAGGGGAAAGAACGCGCCCACAGUCUGGACUCCAAACACACACAUCCCAAACACAGUAGAGGAGAGGCAGAGAGCAAGGACAGCAGAGAGAGAUGGAGGGAGGACAAAGAGAGAGGUAAAGAUAAACACAGGAGCAGGAGUAGGGAGAGGAGGAGAGAAAGAAGCAGGAGCAGAAGCCCUCAGCGAAGGAGAGAUGAGAAAGAGAGAGGUAAGGAGAGGCGCAGGAGCACGAGCAGGGAGAAAAGAGACCGGAGUAGAGAACGGAGGGAAAGAAGCAGAAGUCGGGAACGAGAGAGAAACUGUGAUAGAAAUGUCAAAAGGAGGAGUGUCAGUCGGGAACGAGGGAGGGGCUCAGAAAAACACGGCAGAAGUGAUGGCAGAGAUGCCGAGAGGAAGAAAUGAGUAGUCAAUCUGACACCAUCGUUACUUUGUCUUUAAUCUCAGAUUAAAGGAUUCAUUCAAAGGAAGCUUCUUACAUCAUUUACUCCCCCUCGUAUCAUUCCAAACCCUGACCGUUUUUAAAUACCCUAGCCGCUCUUUUUUUUGUAUAUUAAAACUUAAUAGCUCCAAAAUGACAAAGCAGCACCUUUAAAGGGAUAGUUCACCGAAAAAUGAAAAGUUUGUCAUCAUUUACUCACCCUCAUGUUGUUCCAAACCCAUAUGAGUUUCUUUCUUCUGUUGAACACAAAAGAAGAUAUUUUGAAGAAAGUUUGUAAUCAAACAGUUGACAGUAGCCAUUGACUUCCAUAGUAG
Molecule: messenger RNA, 1795 nt
Organism: Megalobrama amblycephala (Wuchang bream)
Lineage: Eukaryota; Metazoa; Chordata; Actinopteri; Cypriniformes; Xenocyprididae
Gene: cirsr
Product: corepressor interacting with RBPJ, CIR1
Exons: 10
Coding region: 137-1444 (435 amino acids)
Biological process (GO): negative regulation of DNA-templated transcription
Cellular component (GO): nucleus
Molecular function (GO): transcription corepressor activity
Source: RefSeq, a predicted model, not a curated record